AUGGCUGGGCGGCUGAAGCGACGACUGAAGAGCGUGCACAUCCGCUCGCCAGCUGUGGAGCGCUUGGCAAAGCUGGACUGGGGUGACCGCGUCAGGCUCUUCACUAGCAUCAUGGAGCGCCUCGAUCCAGCCUCGGCCACCAACCUCCACACUGUCCAGCGAGUGUAUGAGGAUCGAAAGCCACUGCUGCAGGCACAGCCACAGGCAGUGAGGGAGCAGGCUGAGGCUGAGUUUCGGCACGCGUGGGCAUCACUGCUGUUGGAAUCAAUGCGAACAGUUCGUGGCAAGGCUUACCCGAUGAACGCAGCCACUUUCACGAAACCAUCUGCUGUUGCAGACGUCAUGAGGUUCAUGCACUGGUUACUGGAUGAAGUCGAGCAACGUGGGGUCAGCGCGCACACGCCAGCGUCAUCAACAGUAUCAACACCUGCCAGGCACGAGCAGCAGAAGCACCACGAGGAGCAGGAGCGAAGUGGCAGUGCAGGUGUUGGCAGUCAUGGUGGCGAUGUCAGUAAUGAGGGACGCAAACAGCGACAGCAUCGGCAUUGUUCAUCUCGACCAGCGUCUCAUAAGCGCCCACCACGCGCGCCCCAACUGCACACGCGAUCACAGCCCCAUGUGGCGAGCGAGGACACGGCAGAUGCACGGUCAUCACGCCGGCAACACCACCACCACCCUGAUCCCCCCUCCCUUCACCACCCCGACUCCCCCUCCCUUCCUCACCAUCACAGCGACCACCAGCAUCAUCACCACCACCAUCAUCGACAUCGUCAGCGCACACCGCGACAACGGCGGCGGUCUGCGCUGGACGAGGAUUUGCUACUGCAACGCGUGGAAAUGUACAAGCAGCAGAACCUCGCCCUUCAAGAGCAGGUUGUGCAGCUGCUGCGACUGCUGCGACACGUGCAAUCGCGGGAGGACCAGAUGCAAUCGCUCGAGAACGAACUGGACCACAUGUCCGCAAGCACGACGGCGGCAGUCAUGAUGACGGCGGUCCAUCGCAUGCAGCGUGUGGUGGCGGAGAUGCGGGCACUCGACACGAAAUCGCCACCGACUGUUUAUUGGACGCCUCCAACACACACGCAAGGCCGCGUGAAACUGCAGAAGAAACAUAUUCAUGUCCACGCGCCAGCACAGCCCGCUGCUGCCACUGACGCUAGCGCUGAUGGCGAUCACAAUGACGACGGUGCUACAGCUUCUGUGCUGCAGAUGUGUUCAGGCAAAUUGGACCACCUCAAUCUCCAGCACAUCUCCAGACUGGAGGAGGAAGUUGUUCGUGCGCGUGUGUGGAUAUCGCGGGCGGCAGCGGAAAUCGGCUGUCAUGAAUACGUUCGCACUCGUGACGGCAAUGAGGGUGGUGAUGGCAGUGGCAGUGGUGACGAUGAUGAUGAUGGUGAUGGUGGUGAUGGUGGUGGUGAUGGUGACAUCAGUGAUGAGGGUGACAGUGACGUGGUGGCACGAUGCCUGCGCCAACUCGACUCGACAGCGCACGCCCUCUCCUCCACAGCCAUGCUUGUUCCCGCUGCCCACCGCCCCAAACUCGCCCGCAUCCGUCGCCCCCGCGUGUGUGUGCGGGACAUUGAAGCCGCCGCCACACGCGCACACGCGCACCGCUCCAGCACCAUGGCGCACUCACCGCUGUAUGCCUGCAGGCACGACGACGUGCCGACACGCGAGAGGCCGAGUGGCCCACGCAGUGGUAAUGAUAGCGGUGGCGGCAGUGAAGCGAGCGGGCUGUUGUUGGAGCGAUUUCUUCACUUUGGUAUUGGUUCCGAGGACACACGUGCUGCGAACAUUUAUGUCGACGUUCCCGCGUAUUAUUUUCUCUUCCCCUCACUGGAGGAGUGGCACAAACACAUUGCCACCAUUUCUCCAAAGGAGUAUGAGCAGGUUGUUGAUAGCGUGUUGUGGCAUGCAAACUACCAGCAGCUGUGCGAUCACGUCUCCAUUGCUCACCUCAAAACUGCAAACGCCAUCCUCAGCCACGCCUUGCACGCUCAGGAGAGGGCAACAUGUGAUGCCAUGACAGCGAUGGUGGACACGGUGUCCACUGCUGUUCUUCAACUGAGGAAGGAGAUAGCACUUCCACUCAAGGAUGUCCUUGAAGCGCUGCCAACGCUGCAGGAAGAGGCGCCGCAGGUGGUGGCUGCCCUCGACGAUCUCAUACAGCGCACCCUCCUGCCUACAGCGUCUACGCACACAGGGGCUGCCACUGCCCACCAGUACGGUAUUGCGCGCGUGGAGGAGCAGGUGCAGCGGAUAUGGAGAAAGCUCAGGCCAAGCAUUGACAAGGCCCUUCACCUGGCACGUCAGUCCUCGUUGUGGUUGCGGGUGGCUAACGGUUCCCACAGCAGCAGCAGCAGCAGGCAACAGCUUGGCACCUUCCAUCAGCAUGGGAGCGUGGGUGUGCGCCGCGGCGGGCUGCUUGGCACGGGCACGUGGUGCUGCUCUUGUGGUGGUGGGCAGCGACGACAUUAUGGUGUGAUGGACACGGCCAUCAGCGCCGUGGAGCAAGGACUGGUGUUUGUCCGAUCUACGACGGGCUUGCCGUGGUGGGCGAGCGUGUGUGCUGUCGGGGCAGCCAUGCGCCUCGGUGUGUUGUUACCACCGGCAAUCAAAUCUGAGGAGUACCGGUCGAGAAUAGAGUUGCUGGGCCCAACCUUGCGGGAGUGGGCCGAUGCGCUUCGCUUCAAGGUCUACGCGGAAUGUAGGCGUCAGGGCAAGAAGCAAGAAGAGGCAGACCAUCUCCUCAAGAAAGAGAUGAAAGCGAAGCAAAAGGAGAUAUUUGAUGCGAAAGGACUGGAGCGAUGGAGGAUACUCGGGGUUGGAUUCGCGCCCAUUCCAGCCUGGCUUCUCAUGUCUCUUGGGGUGCGACAAGUUUGCGUCGCGCCGAGUGAGCCGUCAGCGUGGACAGAACUGUUGUCCUCUGAAGGGCUGCCCUGGUGCCUCGACUUGACGGCACAGGACACCACGCUUGCACUGCCCAUCGCCGUGUGCUUGUCCAACCUCAUCAGCGUGCAGCUGACGUACUUGCUGCGCCCACGGCCGGGGCAGCCACCGCACCUCAAAGCACCACCAGCACCCCAGCAACGGCAACAGCACCAAGGCCAACAACAUGCAGACUCACUCCCAACAACACCAGCAUCACCAACAGCAACAACAACAGCAACCCCAACAGCAACAACAACAACACCAACAGCAGCACCAACAUCAGCCAAGGCGCCAACGGAUUCGAAGCAGCAACCUGCACGACCGCUGCCGGCAAAGGCGGGCGAGCCGCAGUUUCCCGUGCUGCUCACGUCCAUCGCGGUUCUCAUGCUCCCAAUCUACGCCGCCCUGCCAUCGGGUCUGGUGCUGUACUGGUUUGUGUCCAGCGCAAGCACCGUCGUCCAGUCCAUCACGUUGAGGCACCCUGGGUUGCGGCGGGCGCUGCGGCUGCCGCGUGUGCCAUCGGAGACGAGCGCGCCGCUGGCAGUGGCAUGGGGCAAUGCAAGGAGCGACUGGGGGCAGUUCUGGGCUGAGGUGCGAGAGAAGAACUUUUCCUCCCGCAGCGAGAAGCAGUCUUAA
Molecule: messenger RNA, 3567 nt
Organism: Salpingoeca rosetta
Lineage: Eukaryota; Choanoflagellata; Craspedida; Salpingoecidae
Exons: 19
Coding region: 1-3567 (1188 amino acids)
Biological process (GO): mitochondrial respiratory chain complex IV assembly; protein insertion into mitochondrial inner membrane from matrix
Cellular component (GO): mitochondrial inner membrane
Molecular function (GO): membrane insertase activity
Source: RefSeq, a predicted model, not a curated record